AUGGCGCGAAUUUCAGAUCUCAUUCGAGAUUCGAAGCUGGAAACAUAUUUCCUCCCAGACUGUAGAGUAGAGACAGUCCAUAAGUACCAGGAGUCAGACCCGACGUCUGGGCAGCGCCUUGUGACUAGAUUGGAGCAUUGGCAGCGGCAAAAAAGGAUCGGAAGUGGUGGAUAUGGUUGCGUCUGGCUAGAGACACGCAUUAAAGGUGGGCCAGGGGCCUCAGCUCAAGACGGUGCAGUCCGAGCAGUCAAGCAGAUUGACACAGAUCAGCGACCCGGGUCGAUCGACUACAAUCGUGAGUUGGAGGCAAUUGCCAAGUUCUCACACCCUCGCUAUGAACGAUGCUUUGUCAAGUCAUUCGGAUGGUACGAAGCACCCGGCCAGCUCUUCAUAGCCAUGGAAUACCUCGAAGUCGGGGACCUUUUCGUAUAUCUACAGAAAAGACCACCAGUACCAGAAGCCGAGGCGAAAGAAAUUGCAUACCAGAUCCUCGAGGGUCUGACUAUGAUGCAUGACAAUGGGUUUGCUCACCGAGACUUAAAACCAAAUAAUAUCCUUAUAAAAUCACACCCUCCAGACAAGUGGUGGAUCAAGCUCGCGGAUUUUGGUAUCGCCAAACGCAUCGAAGAACACCAUGGGAAACCGACGACGAUAGCGGGUACUCCAAGAUACAUUGCCCCUGAAGUCUGGGGCCUUGUUGAGCGAGGCAGUGCCUAUGCCGUUGAUAUCUGGGCUCUUGGAGAGAUUGUAUUUGAGAUGUUCACCAAGAAACUUGCGUUUCCGACUCUUGGAUCGCUUUCAAAUUACAAAUCCCAGCUGGACUUCCCAGUCACCAUGCUUACCAAUGCUGGUGUUGGUCAACCAGGUGUCGACUUUGUGCUUUCCCUUAUGUCUCCUUAUCCUAAUGAUCGAAUGACGGCCACCUCUGCUUUGUCAAGUGCCUGGAUACAAUCGCUCAUACCUCACCCACAUGAGCCCACGAAAGCUACCGAAGACGAGCCACAAAUUCCCUAUCCAGUCACCAUAAUGACCGAAGAGUUUGCGUCAUGGACUACGAAGCUCUCCUUAGAACCACCGGAGGGUGCCUUUCAUGGUAUGUCUAGUUCAACUACCAUGGUGGAUCCGGUAAACCCUACCCAUGGGAAGACCAUUAGGACACAGAAAGAGAAGGUACAUCCUUCUCCGGGGACUACAGUACCAGUCGUUAUGCAAGGUCAAGGUCAAGUCGAGAUCCCUGAGCCCCGCCCGACAGAAUUCGAAAGUCAGCAUCGGGCUGGUGUCUCGCUCUAUCGUCAGAAACAGUACAAAGAGGCAGAAACCAUAUUACGACAAGCUCUUCAGGGGCGAGAGAAGGUGCUAGGCGAGGAUCAUGAAGAAACACUUCGUUCUGCACACUGGCUUGGUCUCUCGCUCUUCCGCCAGAAACGGUACAACGAGGCAGUAAGGAUGUCUCGACGAGCUCUCCGGGGGCGAAAGAAUGUGUUAGGCCAUAAUCAUGAAGAAACACUCAGAUCUGCACACUGGCUUGGUCAUUCACUCUACAAUAACGGUCAGUACAAAGAGGCAGAAACGAUGUUCCGACAGACUCUUCAAGGGCGAGAGCAGGUGCUAGGUCAUGAUUCUAAAGAGACCCUCUACUCUGCACACUACCUUGGUCUCUCACUUCAUCGCCAGAAAAAGUACAAUGAGGCAAAAACUGUGUUCCGACAAGCUCUUCAGGGGCGAGAAAAGGUGUUGGACUAUGACCAUGAAGAAACACUCAAUUCUGCAUACUGGCUUGGUCUCUCGCUCUAUCGUCAGAAACGGUACAUCGAGGCAGAGAACACGUUCCGACGAGUUCUUCGUGGGCGAGAAAAAACGCUAGGCCAUGAUCAUGAAGAAACCGUCGCGGCCAGAAAGUACAUGGAUGCGGCCCGUAUGCGAGCUCCUCUCUAA
Messenger RNA from Penicillium robsamsonii, 1935 nucleotides. Its product is annotated as serine/threonine-protein kinase. Lineage: Eukaryota; Fungi; Ascomycota; Eurotiomycetes; Eurotiales; Aspergillaceae. Gene Ontology annotation, molecular function: protein serine/threonine kinase activity; protein binding; ATP binding. Gene Ontology annotation, cellular component: autophagosome; cytoplasm. The record is from RefSeq and is a predicted model, not a curated record. Gene Ontology annotation, biological process: peptidyl-serine phosphorylation; protein autophosphorylation; autophagosome organization. The transcript is spliced from 3 exons. Bases 1 to 1935 code for a protein of 644 amino acids.